UACCAAGUGACCUGAACAAUAUUCUAAUAGUUAACUUUUACUAUCUCUCUCUCUCUCUCUCUCUUUCUCUCUCUUUCUGUGUUUUUAAUUGUUCGUUUUACUUUUAAUACAAAUUACUAAUCAUGUCUUCUGGUGGCGGAUGUUGUGCUAGACCUUCAAGUGAACCUGAGAAAACUACUGGUGGUGGUUGUCGAUGUGGUUCCAAUUGUAAUUGUUGCGCUGAUUGUCCUGGAUCCAAGUGUGGACCUGAUUGUACUUGUGAUCCAUGUCGAUGUUGUCCCGCUGGUAAAUCAGGAUCAGGAAGUUGCGAUUGUUGCAAAUGCUGUGGUGGUUCAGCCUGUAAAUCUGGUGACAAUUGUAAUUGUUGCAAAUGUUGUCCAUCAUCAAAGUGUCGUAGAGGAUAAUCAACGAGCCCAAUCCAAACAACAACAAUUAACCAUAACUUGAUCUAAAGUCAUGUUAUCAAUAAUUAAAAUCAAAAAAGUCUUCCAACUUUAGAGUAGUUUAAAUUGUUAAUCUUUCAAUUGACUCAUCAAUUGAUUUUUCUAUUGCUUUUCUUCAGUGUAUUCCCUUUAUUCAUACAGUAUAAAUCAUUUUCACAAUUGUAAUUGUCCAAUUUAAUUACAUAAAUCAACUGAAAAAAGUGAUUAAUUGAACAAAAACAAA
Molecule: messenger RNA, 666 nt
Organism: Panonychus citri (citrus red mite)
Lineage: Eukaryota; Metazoa; Arthropoda; Arachnida; Trombidiformes; Tetranychidae
Product: metallothionein-1D-like
Exons: 2
Coding region: 123-404 (93 amino acids)
Source: RefSeq, a predicted model, not a curated record